Messenger RNA from Harpegnathos saltator (Jerdon's jumping ant), 312 nucleotides. RefSeq lists its product as uncharacterized. The record is from RefSeq and is a predicted model, not a curated record. The transcript is spliced from 2 exons. NCBI's taxonomy places the organism in Eukaryota, Metazoa, Arthropoda, Insecta, Hymenoptera, Formicidae. Bases 1 to 312 code for a protein of 103 amino acids.
AUGGACGAUGAGUAUUCCUACGAUGAGUCGGAGUACGACGAAUCGUUGGACACGAACGACGUCUAUUAUUCGUCCGACGAGAACGAGGCUGAUCGAGACGACUCGGAUGCGUCGAGUGACGACGCGUCAUCGUCGCAUUCGGAGAACAUUCGCUCGUCGACUCCCGACAACGAACGCGGCAUCGACGAUCGCUCGAGUUCGAAUAACGAGAAAUGCUGCAACGAGGACAACGACGAGAACCGUUCAUCCGACGAACGCGGCAUCGACGAUCGUUCCUGUUCGAAUAACGAGGGGUGCUUGCAACGAGGAUGA